UUUUUGGUGGAUUCUGCUUAUAUUUUUUCCAGGAAAUGUUCACUGUUACAGUAACAUAUGUAAAGGAACUAAAUGUAUAGCCACACAAAGUUCUAUAAGAAAACGCUUAUCAGCAGAAAAAGUGAUCGACGGACAUAUUCAACAAAAUGAAGAUAACUGUUCACAUACUAAAGUUAAUAGAACAGAACCAGCAUGGGUUAUGGUGGACUUAAAAAAAGAAUAUCAACUGAAAAACAUUAUUAUUUAUUACAGAGAUGAAGGAACCAUAUGGAAACCGUACCGAUUUAGGCAAUAUGGAAUAGAGGUAUCCAAUACGUCCCAUGAACAACAGUGGACCCUAUGUUACAAAGAUAACACAACGAAUGCCACGACACCUCCCAGUAAGCAGGAUAUUACAUGUGAAGAAACAGCAAGAUACCUCAGAAUUAUAACAGAUUAUGAUGCCCCUGAGGAUGAUAAAUAUGGAAUCACAGGUCCUAUGCUUGAAAUAUGUGAAAUUCAAAUUUAUGGAGAUCUUCCUGGGAAUAACGGUCAAGCAGGUAAACCUUGUGGAAAGAACUGUCGCGAUGACUCCUGUGAUGGGCAUGACGGAAGAUGUAGCAAUGGAUGCAUUCCUGGAUAUCAUGGGUCCCAUUGUAAUCAGCCCUGUAGUACAAACUGUGAAAAGAAAGUCUGUGAUCAGAGGAAUGGCAACUGUUCAUGUGUCCCUGGAUGGAAGCCACCAUAUUGUAAUGGUUGUCUACCUGGAUACUUUGGCCCAGCAUGUCAGCGUUGUAGCAGGAACUGUCGUGAUGGUUCUUGUGAUGGACGUGACGGUAGAUGUAUCAGAGGAUGUAGUACAGGAUAUUAUGGAUCCUAUUGUGAACAGAUCUGUAGUAAAAACUGUGAAAACAACGUCUGUGAUCAGACUUAUGGGAACUGUACGUGUGUCCGUGGAUGGAAGCCACCAUAUUGCAAUGGUUGUCUACCUGGAUACUUUGGCCCAGCAUGUCAGCGUUGUAGCAGGAACUGUCGUGAUGGUUCUUGUGAUGGACGUGACGGUAGAUGUAUCAGAGGAUGUAGUACAGGAUAUUAUGGAUCCUUUUGUGAACAGAUCUGUAGUAAAAACUGUGAAAACAACGUCUGUGAUCAGACUUAUGGGAACUGUACGUGUGUUCGUGGAUGGAAGCCACCAUAUUGCAAUGGUUGUCUACCUGGAUACUUUGGCCCAGCAUGUCAGCGUUGUAGCAGGAACUGUCGUGAUGGUUCUUGUGAUGGACGUGACGGUAGAUGUAUCAGAGGAUGUAGUACAGGAUAUUAUGGAUCCUAUUGUGAACAGAUCUGUAGUAAAAACUGUGAAAACAACGUCUGUGAUCAGACUUAUGGGAACUGUACGUGUGUCCGUGGAUGGAAGCCACCAUAUUGCAAUGGUUGUCUACCUGGAUACUUUGGCCCAGCAUGUCAGCGUUGUAGCAGGAACUGUCGUGAUGGUUCUUGUGAUGGACGUGACGGUAGAUGUAUCAGAGGAUGUAGUACAGGAUAUUAUGGAUCCCAUUGUGAUCGGACCUGUAAUGUAAACUGUAAAAACCACGUCUGUGAUCAGACUUAUGGCACCUGUUCCUGUGUUCCUGGAUGGAAACCACCAUAUUGUAAUGAAAGCUGUAGCUCAAACUGUGUUGACAAAGAAUGCUAUACAAAUGGAGACUGUAUAAAGGGUUGUGUGCAAGGAUACUGGAAAAACAAAUGUCAAGGACAAUGUCCAUCGAAUUGCAAAAUGGGGUGUGAUAGAAAAAAUGCAGACUGUAAUUCUUGCCGCAACGGCUAUUGGGAUAGGAAAUGUCAGAAAGAAUGUUUAUCAAAGUGUUCGGAACUUAAAUGUGAAAAAUCUCGGGGAUACCUUUUGUGUAAAGGGUGCCUUUCCGGGUACUAUGGCGCGUACUGUGAUCAAGUCUGCGGAAAUUGUAGCACUGGUACCUGUGAGAAAGACAGUGGAAAUUGUGGCGCCUGUAAAGCGGGAUUUUACGGAGUAAUGUGCAAACAAACAUGUAGCAACACCUGCCAUAAUAGGGAAUGUAUAAAAAUAACUGGAUAUUGUAGUAAUGGUUGCAACAAUGGAUUUUAUGGUUCAUUUUGUAAUAUGAAAUGCAGUCAAAACUGUGCACAAGCCAAAUGUUUUCGAAAUGGAACUUGCACUAAUGGAUGUAAACAAAACUGGUCAGGCAGCACAUGUGACGGAUGUAUUGUCGGGAAAUUUGGCACUGACUGUCACAGGUCUUGUAGCGCGGGUUGCUUAUCCAGUUGUCAUCAAAAUGACGGAAGUUGUCAAUGUAAAAAUGGCUGGCAGGGUCAAAACUGUGAUGAAUGCGACUUAAACCAUUAUGGACUUGAUUGCUCCAAAAAAUGUAGUGUAAAUUGUAAAAGGAAGAUCUGUAACAAUGUUACUGGAUCCUGCACCUAUGGAUGUGAGAAGGGAUUUUAUUUGGAAAAGUGUGAACAAACAUGCAGUACGUUAUGUCCGUCAGCCUGCAACAGACACUCAGGGGAAUGUGAGGACGAAUGUUUUGUUGGCAAGUAUGGAGAGUUUUGUAAUAAAACUUGCAGCCGAACAUGUAAAGAUGGAUGCAGUAAAAUCGAUGGUUUAUGCUCUUCCGGUUGCAUUGACGGAAAAUUUGGCACUGACUGUCUAAAGACCUGUAGUGGUGGGUGCAAUUCCGGUUGUCAUCAAUCCGAUGGAAGUUGUUCCUGUAAAAUAGGAUGGCAGGGCAAAUACUGUGGUGCAUGUACACCAGAUUACUACGGAAAAAAUUGUGAUCAGCAAUGUAGCUCCAAUUGUCUAAACGAAACCUGUUUUUCAAACAACGGGUCUUGUAUAGGUGGGUGCAAAGGCGAAUUUACGGAUGAACAAUGUAUGACAGCCCUCGUUGUAGGUGACUCGACAUCGUUACCGAUUACAGCCAUUGGUGCUGGACUGGGCGCUGGAUUAUUUCUGUUGGUCAUAAUAAUCAUUAUUGUCAUUUUUCUCAGACGGCGAAAGAAUUCUUAUUCCAAAUCAAAUGCAGUUCUGUUUCGAAAGGAAGGCACCCAAUCUAUAGAAAACAGAUUAUGCAUCAACAUUGGAGACGGUCCCGUUACAAUUGAGGACCCAGAAGAGGAACCACAGAUAGAGAACCCCGAGGAGGCUGUGUAUUAUAAUGAUCUGUCUGUGGCUAAGGAUGUCGCUGUGUCUGAUCUACUAAAGAUAAUCACUCAGAGGGAAGCCAAGGAAAAAGAAGGAUUCCUUAAAGAGUUCAAGAUGCUGCCAUACGGAGAAAGAUUUGACUGUGAAAUCGCUAAAUCAAAAGAAAAUAUGACCAAAAACAGAUUCAAAACCGUAUUUCCAUAUGAUCAUUCACGCGUUGUUUUAGAUACUAGCCAGGGCUUCACGUCCGAUUACAUUAAUGCGAACUACAUUGAGAAUAUGGAAGGGGAACGGGACUUCAUUGCAUGUCAAGGACCUCUUAAAAACACUUUAGUUGACCACUGGAGAAUGAUUUGGCAGGAGAAUGUAGAAUAUAUUGUUAUGUUAACCAACCUUACUGAGGGACCAAAGGUGAAAUGUCAUCAAUACUGGCCAGACAAAGGACAAGAGCUGGAUGUCAAUCCCUUUACAGUAACCUUGGUGGAAGAGAAGCAGUACGCUUAUUUCGUCGAAAGAAGAAUGACACUGUGUAACAAGAAGGUUACUGGGUCAAGGACGAUCGUCCAGUAUCACUACACACGAUGGCCAGAUCACGGGACUCCAAAUCCUCUGAACUUGAUCGUCUUCCACCGUCACUUCAGACACAAGUCCAGAUCAACCCAACACCCAAUUAUUGUUCACUGCAGUGCUGGAAUUGGAAGAACAGGGACAUUUAUUGCCCUUGACGUUCUGUGUAGAUAUGGCAAGGACAAGGGCAAGGUCAAUGUCAUAGAGUAUGUCAAGGCCAUGCGUAGAGACAGGAUGACAAUGAUACAGAAUGUG
This is a messenger RNA of Saccostrea cuccullata (small rock oyster), 3979 nucleotides long. RefSeq names its product cell death abnormality protein 1-like. The transcript is spliced from 22 exons. Gene Ontology annotation, molecular function: protein tyrosine phosphatase activity. The annotation marks the transcript as partial. The record is from RefSeq and is a predicted model, not a curated record. Gene Ontology annotation, biological process: protein dephosphorylation. Lineage: Eukaryota; Metazoa; Mollusca; Bivalvia; Ostreida; Ostreidae.